Molecule: messenger RNA, 1023 nt
Organism: Kwoniella botswanensis
Lineage: Eukaryota; Fungi; Basidiomycota; Tremellomycetes; Tremellales; Cryptococcaceae
Exons: 8
Coding region: 1-1023 (340 amino acids)
Molecular function (GO): oxidoreductase activity
Source: RefSeq, a predicted model, not a curated record
AUGACUGCAAUCGUUGCGACCCCACCAGCUGCCCUGCACGAUACGUUUCAGGCUUUGAAGAUCAAGCCUAUACACAAUGACGUGUAUGAUGCUGAGGAGAAGAAGAGGAGGAUUUUUGACACCCCUUACGAGCCAAACCUGAAAUGGUGGACCACCAACCAAGCAGAAUACGUCAAGCCAAGCCAAGACCCCUUACCAGAAGGAUACCCUGAUCAAGUGGUAUCAAACACUGUAUGGGACGGGAAGGUGCUGAUCAACCAACGUUUCAGGGUACUGAGAGGCCUUCCAGUGGAUUCAUGGACAAGAUCUAAACAGAUCUCAGUCUUCGCUGGGAUCUCAGCAUAUGUUUCUCCGAGAAGGAUUGCAUCGCCAUCUGGAGACAACAUCACACACCUCAGAGACAUUACCAAUAUCGAAGCGGAUAAGAGGCCUCCUAUUGUGGUAAAAGGUCAGACCAAUGGUAACCAAGUAUUCCAUAACGACGGAAGUCUCGGUAUUAUCUCCCUUUUCACCCUUGGUGUUGCAGAAACUGGAGGGCUGUCGCAAUUGGCAUCAGUUGGUCAGACCUACAACGAAUUUGCCAGGGACAGAAGAGAUAUCGUCAGAGAGCUUGCCAAACCAGAUUGGAAAAACAAAUAUCAUCCUGAAGAGAGACGUCUGAUCCAUCCCGUUGGAGACAAACAAGUGAUCUCCGUCUACUCUCGAAGACCUUACUUCGGCUUCUACGGGGCGGAUGAAGACGUUGAGCCUUUACCCAAGGAGAAACAUCUAGCCUUGGAUGCUAUUCACUUCACAGCGGAGAAAUUCAGUAUCGAUUUGGAUUUGGAAAAAGGUGAUCUGGAAUACGUUAACAACGUGACUGUAUAUCAUGCUCGGACAGCAUCAGAAGACUCGGACAAGAAUCAACGGCAUCUCAUACGGCUCUGGCUUGACAACGAGGAGCAACCAUUGCCGGACAAUCUGGUGGAUGAGUUCAGAGCACCCAGAGAAGGUCAAAAAUGGCCACAAGAGGCCUGGGAUUAA